CCGCGGAGCGGGGACGGAAUGACGGACUCCUGGGAGCGAGGUAAAGGCAGGCGCACCCAGCCCCCCUGGUCUGCACCCAACACUCAGGCACAACCAGGACUGCGCCUGUACAACAGCCUGACUCGCAGCAAGGAGCUGUUUGUCCCCCAAGAUGGUAACAAGGUCACAUGGUAUUGCUGUGGCCCCACUGUUUACGAUGCCUCCCACAUGGGACAUGCCAGGUCCUACAUAUCCUUUGAUAUCCUUAGGCGAGUCCUGAGGGACUACUUCAAAUAUGAUGUCUUUUACUGCAUGAACAUCACUGAUAUUGAUGACAAGAUAAUAAAGCGAGCCAGACAGAGACAUUUAUUCCAGCAAUACAGAGAGAGGAACCCGCGGCCCAGCGAUCUGCUCCAGGACGUCAGCGCUGCACUAACGCCAUUCCUACAAAGGAUCAGCGAGGCCAACGACCCAGAUAAAAGGCAGAUGCUGGAGAGGAUCCACGGUUCUGUUAGUGCUGCGCUCCUUCCUCUGCAGGAUGCAGUGAGCAGCAACGCCCGGGCCGAGGAGCUGGAGAGACUCAGCCAGGAGCUGAUGGAAGCAGCAGUGGACUUGCUGUCGGACUGGUUGGAUGAGAAACACGGGGCCCAAAUCACAGACAAUUCCAUUUUCUCUCAACUCCCCAAACACUGGGAAAGCGAAUACCAUAGAGACAUGGAGGCCCUGAAUGUCCUGCCGCCCGAUGUACUGACCCGGGUCAGUGAAUAUGUGCCGGAAAUUGUAGCAUUUGUGCAGAGAAUUGUGGAUAAUGGUUAUGGGUACGUGUCUAAUGGGUCCGUGUACUUCAGUACUGCCAAGUUCCAUGCCAGCGAGAAACAUUAUUAUGCCAAACUGGUUCCCGAAGCUGUUGGAGAUCAGAAGGCCCUUCAGGAAGGUGAAGGGGACCUGAGUAUCUCGGCAGAUCGGCUAAGUGAGAAGCAGUCUCCCAAUGACUUUGCUUUGUGGAAAGCUUCAAAACCUGGGGAACCUUCCUGGGAAUCGCCAUGGGGAAAGGGGCGGCCUGGUUGGCACAUCGAGUGUUCCGCAAUGGCCGGAUCUAUUCUGGGCGAAUCAAUGGAUAUCCAUGGGGGUGGAUUUGAUCUCCGAUUUCCCCAUCAUGACAAUGAAUUGGCUCAGUCCGAGGCUUACUUUGAUAAUGACCACUGGGUGCGCUAUUUCCUCCAUACUGGUCACCUGACUAUUGCGGGCUGUAAAAUGUCCAAAUCCUUGAAGAACUUCAUCACCAUCAAAGAUGCACUUCAGAAAAAUACAGCCCGUCAGCUGCGCCUGGCGUUCCUGAUGCACGCCUGGAAGGACACCCUAGAUUAUUCCAGCAACACAAUGGAGUCGGCUGUUCAGUACGAGAAGUUUAUGAAUGAAUUCUUCUUAAACGUGAAGGAUCUUCUCAGAGCUCCUACUGACGUUACAGGGCAGUUUGUGAAGUGGGAAGUUCCGGAACUAGAACUGAACAGCUGUUUUUAUAGCAAAAAGGCAGCCGUUCACGAAGCGCUGUGCGAUAACAUCGAUACCCGCACCGUCAUGGAGGAGAUGCGGUCGCUGGUCAGUCAGUGCAACUCCUACAUUGCCAGCAGGAAGGCAGCCAAGCAGCCCCCCAACAGAUUGCUACUGAGAAGCGUCAGCUCCUAUCUUACUGCCAUGCUCAAGGUGUUUGGGGCAAUCGAAGGUGAAGAAGUUAUUGGUUUUCCCAUUGGUGGAAGUGACAACAGCAUGAAUCUGGAAAGCACCGUGAUGCCGUAUCUGCAGGUUCUGUCCCAGUUCAGAGAAGGGGUGCGACAGAUUGCCCGGCAGCACAAAGUGACUGAAGUCUUACAGCUCAGUGACCUGCUGAGGGACGACGUCCUUCCAGAACUCGGCGUCCGGCUGGAGGACCAUGAAGGACUUCCCACUGUUGUCAAACUGGUCGACCGAGAGACUUUACUGAAGGAGAAAGAAGAGAAGAGGAAGGCUGAGGAAGAGAAGCAGAGGAAGAAGGAAGAAGCAGCCAGGAAAAAGCAGCAGCAGGAGGCAGCCAAGCUAGAGAAGAUGAAGGUCUCUCCCAGCCAAAUGUUUCAACUGGAAACAGACAAAUACUCCCAGUUUGAUGAAAGCGGUUUCCCCACACAUGAUACGGAGGGCAAGGAACUGAGCAAAGGGCAAAGCAAGAAACUCCGCAAACUGUACGAAGCACAAGAGAAGUUACAUAAAGAAUAUUUGCAAAUGGCCCAGAAUGGGACGACAGGCUGACAGUUUGUGCAGGAAGUGUGCGUUUCCAUAUUCCCCCCCUGCACAUAUUUAUUACGCUGUAAAUAAAUGGCCAUCAUUAAAUACCUCUGAUUUCAGUGCCACCAUGAACCUUUAAAUUGGGGGAUUUCCUGGCUCUGCCGGUGCCUAAUAGGGAACCCCAAAUAUCAACUUCUUCUUCCCAACUGUCAAUCACAAAUAAUAAAUUCCUAAUAACGUG
Xenopus tropicalis (tropical clawed frog) is the source of this 2479-nucleotide messenger RNA. RefSeq names its product cysteinyl-tRNA synthetase 1 (gene cars1). Gene Ontology annotation, cellular component: cytoplasm. Gene Ontology annotation, biological process: cysteinyl-tRNA aminoacylation; tRNA aminoacylation for protein translation. The record is from RefSeq and is marked provisional. Lineage: Eukaryota; Metazoa; Chordata; Amphibia; Anura; Pipidae. Gene Ontology annotation, molecular function: aminoacyl-tRNA ligase activity; ATP binding; cysteine-tRNA ligase activity.